ACACGAAGUCCUGUAUCCCUUGGCUCUUCGUUGUUAUGUCUGGGACAGGACCUCGGGAAAAUGUCUUUGCAACGCGGAUGGCCCUUACGAACACCAAAUUACGUCUGAAGGGUGCACAAACAGGACAUUCCUUGCUCGCGAAGAAGAGAGACGCAUUAACAACGAGAUUUCGAGCUAUCCUCAAGAAGGUUGACGAGGCGAAACGGAAGAUGGGCAGGGUAAUGCAGCUGGCUUCCUUUUCGAUGGCAGAGGUUACAUAUGCGACGGGAGAUAUCGCAUAUCUUGUGCAAGAACAGGCCAAAAUGGCAACGUUCCGCGUUAAGGCGAAGCAGGAGAACGUAUCUGGUGUCGUUCUACCAGCCUUCGAGGUUGAUCGUGUCGCAGGAUCAGAUUUCAAUUUGACGGGUCUUGGACGUGGUGGGCAGCAGGUUAUGAAAGCGAAGGAGGUAUACGCAAAGGCGAUCGAGACAUUGGUCGAAUUGGCCUCACUACAAACAGCUUUCACCAUUCUCGAUGAAGUUAUACGCGCAACAAAUCGUCGAGUGAACGCAAUCGAACAUGUCAUCAUGCCAAGGCUUGAGAAUACAAUCAAGUAUAUCAUGAGCGAGCUAGAUGAAAUGGAUCGAGAGGAGUUCUUCAGGUCCGUCGUUCUUGUUGCACAAUAUCGAAGAAUGCGAGUGACAAAGACGGAAACAUCCAGACUUAAGAAAGUACAAGGGAAGAAAAAACGAGACACGGCAGCUAGAAAUGCGAUUGAAUCCACGCCCGACGACACAGCUGCAGAAACAGGGUUAGAAGAAGGACCGACAGAUCUUCUAAGCAGCAAGGAUGAUGAUGUGAUUUUUUAAGCAGCAGCGUAUAGUAUACCACUCCACAAUUCUCAGUAACGAUUCUCUGAAGUCGAAAAGAACGGGAUGCAUAUCAUGUGCGCGUGCAUAGAUACAUAGGUGACGUUGAAUCGAGAUAUAACAUGCCA
Messenger RNA from Laccaria bicolor S238N-H82, 976 nucleotides. RefSeq lists its product as uncharacterized. The coding region runs from base 36 to 848 and encodes 270 amino acids. NCBI's taxonomy places the organism in Eukaryota, Fungi, Basidiomycota, Agaricomycetes, Agaricales, Hydnangiaceae. Gene Ontology annotation, molecular function: proton-transporting ATPase activity, rotational mechanism. Gene Ontology annotation, biological process: vacuolar acidification. The record is from RefSeq and is a predicted model, not a curated record. The transcript is spliced from 3 exons. Gene Ontology annotation, cellular component: fungal-type vacuole membrane; vacuolar proton-transporting V-type ATPase complex.